Messenger RNA from Catharus ustulatus (Swainson's thrush), 525 nucleotides. RefSeq names its product chromosome 17 C20orf204 homolog (gene C17H20orf204). The record is from RefSeq and is a predicted model, not a curated record. Lineage: Eukaryota; Metazoa; Chordata; Aves; Passeriformes; Turdidae. The coding region runs from base 1 to 525 and encodes 174 amino acids. The transcript is spliced from 5 exons.
AUGUUGCAUCUUCAGAUUUUCCCCCGGGUGCUCUCCUGUGCUGUUCUGCUGCUCCUGCUCGUGGCCGUGUGGGGCAGAGGCAGGAGGUGCAGCAUCGCCAAAAUCCUGCGGCAGUACCGCGCCGUCAUCUUCCAUGAGAUCCAGAACCUGAGAAACCUGACUGGGUCGGUGUACAGGAGUGGGAGGGCUGGGCCCGCCUGUCGUUCGGACAAGGACCACAAGAUCCUGCUGUCCAUCUACAACAUCAGCAUGUCCCUGCGGGAGGUGGGGGCUGGCACCCUGCAGGGCCCCGAGGAGCUGGCGGUCUGGAGGGUGGCCAGGAACACCAACUUCGUGCUCCGGGAGAACUGCAGGAAAAUCAGCAAGAGCCCCCCGCGCACCGCCCCGGCCCCGCCGCGGCGCGGGGCUCCCGGCCGCAGGAGGAAGCAGCUGCGGGACAUCGGCAGGAAGGCGGAGAGGCUGGCGACCUGCUGGGAGAAGCUCAAUGCCCUGCACGCACCUCGCCAGGCACCCUGGGACUCGUAG